Molecule: messenger RNA, 1309 nt
Organism: Hordeum vulgare subsp. vulgare (domesticated barley)
Lineage: Eukaryota; Viridiplantae; Streptophyta; Magnoliopsida; Poales; Poaceae
Product: ubiquinol-cytochrome-c reductase complex assembly factor 1
Exons: 7
Coding region: 105-983 (292 amino acids)
Biological process (GO): mitochondrial respiratory chain complex III assembly
Cellular component (GO): mitochondrion
Source: RefSeq, a predicted model, not a curated record
CGUGUCCGCAGCCAUAACCAUCUCUCGACUCUCGAGUCUCGAUUCACCUCACGCACCGCACCGGUAGGCCGCUUCUCCCCGCCGGCAACCAGAAAAAGGAAGCCAUGUCGCGAUGGCGCGCCGUCGCCUCCCGCCUCUCCGCCUCCCACUUUUUCUCUAGGGCCUUCUCCAAGCCUCCCUCGCCACUUCCUCAGCCUCUGUCCAGGACCUUCUCCAAGGCCGCCUCCGCCGCCGCCACGUCGCACAGCCCUAGCGCGGCCUCCUCCGCCAGUCCGUGGCCCGAGGUCCGACUGAAUUCUAUGUUCCUGUCCAAGCCCUCUUCACUGGCAUUGCCUCCUGAUUCUCCUCUUAGAGCGGAAGAUCCACACUAUGAGGGCAUUAAGCGCUUGAUGCUCACGCUGCUCUUGUUCUACAGUAAGCAAAGCAAGUCCAUCAGAGGAGCAAACACUGUUUAUCACCGCAUCACUUCUCAUGUUGACAAGCCUGAUAUCUAUGAAGUGUUUCAGUUGGAGAAAACAUUUAAAACAACAUUUUCGUUGCUUGUUCUCCAUAUGUGGCUCGUUCUACGUCGCUUGAAGGAAGAAGGAAAGGAUGGUGUUAAAUUUGGACAGUACAUCUAUGAAACUUACAAUCAUGAUGUAGAGCUCAGAGUUUCUAAGGCUGGGGUCAACUUGUUAUUGAUAAAAUGGAUGAAAGAGCUAGAAAAAAUAUUCUAUGGGAACAUUGUGAAAUAUGAUACUGCAAUAAGCCCAGAAGCAAGCCAGGAUGAUCUUGUAAAUGUCAUCUGGAGGAAUGUGUAUGCUGACGAAGGUUCAGAGCCUAUGGAUGCAGCUGCUACCCCUGCUGUCCAGGCAUUGGCAAGAUAUACUCGGAGGGAGGCAACUUGUCUAUCAUUGACAGAUAAAGAAGCUAUGUUCUCUGGCAACUUCAAUUUUACGACGGUUUUGCCAACCGUCCCAAGCCCGGCAAAGCGACGGCGUUAAGCGCUGGCAUUUGUAGAUCAGUAUUCCUUAUGAAGGCUGGCUAUACAUGGACAAGGAAGACUGAAAGUCCUAUCAUCAUUACAAAUAAUACAAAUUUUUUCAGUAUUUAUUUAUGGACAAAUCUCAGCAUUUCAGGCCAUUUUGGUGGCUACAGCUGCCUCUAGCUAGGAAUCUCCUUUAUGUUUAUCGUGUGUGAGCAUUGCAUUGAUGGGCUGCCCUCUUGGAAUAGAGUACACGGUGGAAACAUUUUCCUGGUUGAAUGCUUGUACUGUGCUGUAGUAUUUUACCAUUUUCAUUGCUGAUAUGGACUUGAGAAUCAUUCACAA